AUGUUGUUACGUUUUAUUGGAAUCACUGCUGCUACUCUCUUAUCUAGUAUAUGCGUGGAGGCGGCCUAUUCGACUAGUAAGCCUAACGUAUUUUACUACUGGGGUCAAAAUUCUGCUGGUGGUGGAUCUACCCAAUCAUCUUUGUCUUACUACUGCCAAUCUGGACAAGCAGAUGCAGUUAUUUUAUCCUUUCUCAAUGUUUUCAAUGUGGGUGGACUUCCUGGUAUGAAUUUAGCUGGUGCUUGUCAAACCACCUUUCCUGGUCUUCAGUUACUUUCAUGUCCUUCUGUCGGAAACGAUAUUCGAACGUGCCAGGGUCUUGGCGUUAAGGUGAUUCUAUCUCUUGGUGGAGCUGCUGGGGCUUACAGUCUCUCCGGAGAUUCUGACGCCGCUACGUUUGCCACGACAUUAUGGGACUUAUUUGGUGGAGGUAGCUCAUCGACACGACCUUUCGGUGACACCGUGAUUGACGGAAUCGAUCUUGAUAUUGAAGGUGGUCCCUCUACCGGUUAUGCAGCUUUAGUUACUGCAGCAAAAGCCAAGUUUGGGUCUGGGUUUAUAGUUGGAGCUGCACCCCAAUGUCCAUUCCCUGAUGUUAUUUUGGGGUCAGUCAUUAAUGCUGUUGCCUUUGAUUAUGUCAACGUUCAAUUUUAUAACAACUAUUGCUCUGCAGCUGGUGGGUCAUUUAAUUUUGCUACUUGGGCUAACUGGGCUUCAUCAACAUCUCCAAAUAAAAAUGUCAAAGUUAUGUUAACACUUCCGGGAUCUUCCACAGCUGCUGGUAGUGGUUACAUACCCAUGAGCACAAUCAGUACAAUUGUACCCCAACUUGCCAGCCAAUACUCUUCUUAUGGCGGUGUCUCAAUUUGGGAUGCCUCUCAAGCUUGGAAUAAUGGCAAUUUUGCUUCUAGUCUUUAUUCAUUAGUCAAGGGUAAUUCUGGCACAGGAUCUCCUCCUAUCACUACAACAACAUUAAAUCCUGUUACAACUACUUCUUAUGGAACUACUCCCACAACGGGCCUUCCUCCUCCUGGUCCUCCUUCAGGUUCUCCAGGCUCUUGUGUAUCCAACGGCCAAGCCUGUUCAUCACAAGGCCAAUUUGUUUGUACUAGCGGUGGAGCUUAUGCAGUUUGUGAUCAUUCUGUCUGGUCCGUUACAUCAUGCCCGUCUAGCACUGUUUGUAUUGCCACGGCUGAUGGUACAUCGAUCUAUUGUGGAUAUGCAUCUUCUGGUUCAAACACAUGCUCCGCAAUCCUAGCUGUUUCUCGCCUUCGUCAGAUUCUUGGAGGAGCAGUACCUCAAGCAUACAAGGGAUCACAAGUUGGAGCUCAGUUGACCGUUGUUUCGUCUACUGCUGAUGAGUUUGAAGCCGUGAUAAAUGCUCGUCGUACAGUUGCUUCGCCAUUUUCAAACCAAGUCACGAUCGAAUUUACAGCCCCUGCUAAUGUGAAGAUAAGCUCCGUUUCACAAGGAACCGUCAGACAGGUUGGAACGAGCGUAAGAAUCCAAGCGAAUAACACAUAUAAUACUUCGAUGGCUAUCGUUGUUGGUAUGAAAGGAACGAUCAAUUCUGGAAUUUUUGUUGCUCCUAAUCCUGCUUCUUUGCGUUUUAAGUAGCCCCAAUUUUUAUUUAUUGUUUAUUAAAUAGUAUGAUUUAUUUUUUUGUUUAAAAGAGAUUGUUUAUUUUUUAAAGUUCCUUGAGAGAGAAGGGGGUGAUAUAACAAUCUGUAUGCUAGUGAAUAUGUAUAUUUAUAUAUUUUUUUUUCAUGUAUUUGGAUCAUAAUUUACAGGGUUAAAAGA
Mucor mucedo is the source of this 1800-nucleotide messenger RNA. Its product is annotated as chitinase 1. Gene Ontology annotation, biological process: chitin catabolic process; carbohydrate metabolic process. The record is from RefSeq and is a predicted model, not a curated record. Gene Ontology annotation, cellular component: extracellular region. The transcript has 3 exons. Bases 1 to 1617 code for a protein of 538 amino acids. Gene Ontology annotation, molecular function: chitinase activity; chitin binding. NCBI's taxonomy places the organism in Eukaryota, Fungi, Mucoromycota, Mucoromycetes, Mucorales, Mucoraceae.